Lindgomyces ingoldianus is the source of this 1929-nucleotide messenger RNA. RefSeq lists its product as uncharacterized. The coding region runs from base 1 to 1929 and encodes 642 amino acids. The record is from RefSeq and is a predicted model, not a curated record. The transcript is spliced from 16 exons. NCBI's taxonomy places the organism in Eukaryota, Fungi, Ascomycota, Dothideomycetes, Pleosporales, Lindgomycetaceae.
AUGCUUGAAGAAGACGAAGCCGAAGUCACAGGGUUCAAUGGGCCAUGGAAGAGGGGGCAGAGGAAAUCGUCGUCAGGGUCGAAAGAGAUGGAGGGGUUUCGCAGAAGCUGCGAAGCGUUUACAAAUGUGGUCAGUGCAGGAAAAGGCACUGGAGAUAGAUUGGAUUAUGCGGACUGCAUAGAGUCUAGAGAAGAAUUCUUGCCGAGGGUAAUUAGCAGGGUAGGUCUUUAUUGCUGUUCGUUAUCUCGUCGUCUACGUCUUGAUAAAGGAGAGGAUGGACUUGCUGCUCUCCACUGUCCACUGCUUAUUGUGAGGAGCUCACUAAAUGGCGGCACUUCUGUUCCCAAAACCUUUUGCACAAAACGGAAAUUGAGUGGGGCAGGCAGCCCAACGAUUUCCUGCUUUGUUAAAGCCGUCCUUCUCUGCACUUCUGACGGCGGCCGAUCACAUCAAUCCUGCCUCCGUUUCCGCACACGUAACACUUCUCCUACGCGAAGACUUCCUUUACAGUCGAACAAAGAACAAUCCAUCUCUACACGCGUUGUCCAGCAGAUAAACUCCCAAUCUAGGCAUGUCCCCGGAACAGCCCUACUCACACGAGCCAGGACUCCUGUCGCUUUGCCAUUACCAAAAACCUGCGGACGACGGAUUCAAACGUCUGAUGCAACUGAUCGACUGAAGGCCUUGGCAACCAAUGACGUCCAAAGCCCACAGCAAACUUUGUGGAGCGAUAGCGAGUCACCAAGGACAACCAGGAGAUCUCAUAGAUAUUGGAAAUUUGAGCUAUUUGCGACAUAUAUAAGCUGGGACGCACAGCGUGGCCAACAGUCCGUAGUACGUAACGUAACUACAGUCUACGAGUGGAAAGUCACCUUGAGGACGCACCUAAGUAAUAGAACAGGUAGUCAGCGUAGUAGUUGGGCCUCUGAGGCUGCUGGUCUGCGGAUGGUUUUGAAAAUUGAGAAAAGAUAUCUAUUUGCAGCAGUCACGCAUGGCCCACACGAUAGUCACAUGUUGCCAAGACUUAACCCUUUUCUUGCAUAUAUAGACCUUGAGGUACACUCCCUUCGCAAUAAACUCAGCUCUCCAUCUCUGCGGCUAUCAAAAGCUUCUCUAAAAGCUUCACGUUAUCACACAUCGGGGAUGGGGGAUAGUAGACUUCAGAAAUCUCGCAUGAGUCUAAGGACAGCAGAUACUCUCGUGUUUAUUGCCGUAUACCAUGCAACAUUACUCUCCUUGAAAUGGUCGGGUGACACAUUUAUCCCCGUGAUUGCCCAAGCCAUAAUUGGUACAACUAAUAGGUAUUUUAAUCCGGACGAAGUGCUUGGGAAGUUGCUGAGAGAUAUCCUGAUGAUUUAUCCUAUCAAGUUUUCAAAAUAUCAUUAUCAGGAUCUGGCUGUGUUUCUAAUCCCAACAACCCCGAAACAAAUACCAACAACACGCCAAAUUCAUGAUCUUUCCAUCGCAACCUUUCAAACUCCGAGACGGACAAACACAAUGCAGAUAUAUGAGGUAUACAUGUGCUCUUGUACCGCCCCUCCCGGGGUAGCGAGUCACCCAUCAUUCCGAGACGCAUCUGAGGGCUACGGGAAAAAUACGGCAGUAUUGGUCAUGCUGCUAGUCAUUCUUUUCAUAGUGAAGAGAGACCGUACUAAGCUUUGGAGGCCCUUGGCUUCUAAUAACAUGCACUCUAUGCUUCUCCAAGAGAAGGAGUAUAUUGUGGCUCUUAGCAUAAAGAAUUUAGUAACAUUGUUAUUGUCUGGUCAUAUUACCACCACAUUCGCUAUUAUGGACCCAGCUAGGCCUCUACUCAACCAAGCCAACUUUCUGCUGACGCCUACAGAAUUCGCCACUUUACAACCUGAUGGCCAGAGCGGGUCGGCCGCCCUCCCUACUAGCGUCAUUGAGGUGUUCAUCUGCGUCCAAUAA